AAGAUAAAUUGACAACAUUAUAAAUAACUACUUCCCAUUUGAUGUAACAUUCUAGUGCCAAUCCUCUGAUGUAAUGAUUUUUAAACAGACCAUAAUGCUGUAUAAUAAGCAGUGCAAAUUUUCUUUAAUAUUUUUCAUUAUUAAACAAUAAUUAAGGUGUGAUAAAGGACAUACAACAUGUCGCAUCAUUUUGUCACAGUUUGUGUAGUUUGUGUUUUAUGUGCUGCACAUACUCCAUGUUCUGCACACACUGAAUUUUCUGCAGCACGACAAACUACUAAAGAUUCUGUUAGUUCUGAAAAGCUACUAGGCCCUAACGAACAAUUACAACCAUCUUGGUUACUAAUGAAGUUCAAAGAUACACAACAGAAGGAUGUGAGAAAAUUAAAUUUAAAUAAUAUAGGCGCAUAUAAUAAUGGUGCUGUUAAAUUUUCUAAUGUAUUAGAUAAGAAUAAUGGAAACAAAACUCCUACUUUGUUGGUGCCAGUUUCCAUAAGUGAAACCCUUACUAAAGAAAAAAGCUCAGAAAUUGUAAAAGUUAAUGAAAAUAUGCAAGAUAUGCAUAUGCCAAUCAGAAAAGAAGAUUCUACAAUCUUGAAGGACAUAGAAAUACUUGAAAGACUAGGCCAAAUUGAAAUUACACGCAGUGGUGAAUUGAAUGCAGCAAAAUUUAUCAAAGAUCAAAAUCCACUUAAUAGGGUCAGGACAAAAAGAAAUGUAGAUGUAAUAAAUGAAAAAUAUUUCAUGAAAAAAAUGUUUGAAGCCUAUGGAGAUGGUACAAGUGUAACAAUGGAAGGUUUUGAGAAGUUGUUAAAGAAAUUAGGAUUAUUAAGAUUAUUAACUGAUAUAUCAAGAUUGGAAAAUCAUAAUACUGUUACUAGUCAGCAUGAAAAUCCAUUGGGUAAGAAAGUUAUUGCAAGUAUUUGCUUAAGUAGUAAAGAAUUGUUAAGUACUGUUGCAAGAGAUAUGCCAUACAAUAUGAUUAUUAAUAAUAAUUCCACAUUACCAAGUGGGCUUUUUGAACGCGUGUGUCCAGCUCUUGUUUACCAACUAGCAGGUGAAUCAAGUUCAGAGAGAAAUGGAUGUAUUCGUGUACCAGAGAAUUAUAAGCCAAUAGCAGUUAAUAAAUAUUUAGAGGAUGAUAUGACACGCAAUAUGGUUCAAGUGUGGGCCUAUUCAACAAUCAGUAUUGUAAUAAUCAGUCUAUGUGGUUUACUUGGUGUAGCUGUUAUACCUUGCAUGGGUAAAAUUUAUUACCACCAACUAUUACAAUUUCUAGUGGCUCUUGCUGUAGGAACAUUAUGUGGAGAUGCUCUUAUUCAUCUUUUACCACAUGCCAUGAUGCCGCAUGAUCACAAUCACGAUCAUACUUAUCAUGAUGAUGAUGAUCAUGCAGAAGCAGAUCAUAAAGAACAACAUAACACGAAUAUGUGGAAAGGGUUAGUUGCAAUGAUGGGUCUUGCGCUAUUUUUUUUUACGGAGAAAGCUCUAACGAUGUUAGCGGAAUGGAGAAAACUUCGACAACGCCGUAAUAAACUGCCCCCGCGUGUUAGAGUAAUGAGAGAAACUGAUGGACCAAACAGUAAUGUUGUUGGAGAGAAACUUUGCAAGCAUAAAUAUUCAUCAUAUCCAUAUUGUUAUGGUGAAAUUAGCUCAGAUGUUCAAGAUAUUCAUCACAAUCGUCAACAUAAUAAUCACGAACGGCCUCCUGUGAUUGAAGAAGAAAAGCCUUUGACGUCAAAUUGUAAUUCAGUUUCAAAAAUAAUGACGAAUGAUGUAGAAAAGAAGCCAGAAGACUGGAGAUUAGAGGAUUCAAUUGUAAAUACUAAGAAAAAUACGGAUGGUGCAGAUAUACCAUUAAACGAAUCAGAAAGUUAUACAGUUAUUAUACGUGAACAUGAAACGAAACACCAUGGUCAUACUCAUUCACAUGGUCAUGUUCAUUCUGCACCAGAAUCUAUGUCAAGUGUUGCUUGGAUGGUAGUAAUGGGUGAUGGUUUGCAUAACUUUACAGAUGGUAUGGCUAUAGGUGCUGCUUUUUCAGCGAAUUUAGCGGGUGGCUUUUCCACAGCAAUAGCUGUAUUUUGCCACGAAUUACCUCAUGAAAUAGGAGAUUUCGCAGUCUUAUUAAAAGCCGGUAUGAGCGCUAAACAGGCUGUUUUUUAUAAUCUGUUAUCUUCCGUACUUUGUUUGUUCGGUAUGAUCUUUGGUGUAUUAUUAGGGAGUACUCCUGCUGUGAGUAGUUGGAUGUUUGCAGCUGCUGCAGGAAUGUUUAUAUAUAUAGCAUUAGUAGAUAUGAUUCCAGAGUUAUCUUCGAGUCACUCUGUAGAACGUAGUUCUCAAUGGCAAUGUAUUUUACAAGCACUAGGGCUAUCGUGUGGCCUUGGAAUAAUGUUAAUUAUAGCGCUCUAUGAGCACGACCUUAAGAAUAUAUUCAGUGAUUAAAUUUACAAAGACUGAAAACUUUUUGAAUGAUGGUAAGCUUGCAGUACUUCCUAUAAACCUAUAGCUACAGUCAACAUUUGAGUCAAUAAAACUUUGACUGUACAUUCUUACCGAAACAAUAUUUACUGUUACUAUAAUAUGAACAAUUUGCUUUUCCUUCACACAUUUAGCAUAAGAUUUCUUGUUCACAGCAACAUAGUCUGUUGUUAAAAACUUAAGAAGGUACUACAAUUGAGAAAAUGUUAAAUGUCUUACAAUAUGAAGAGUAUUCCGUG
Habropoda laboriosa is the source of this 2720-nucleotide messenger RNA. RefSeq names its product zinc transporter foi-like. Gene Ontology annotation, biological process: zinc ion import across plasma membrane; intracellular zinc ion homeostasis. Gene Ontology annotation, cellular component: membrane. NCBI's taxonomy places the organism in Eukaryota, Metazoa, Arthropoda, Insecta, Hymenoptera, Apidae. Gene Ontology annotation, molecular function: zinc ion transmembrane transporter activity. The record is from RefSeq and is a predicted model, not a curated record. Bases 178 to 2445 code for a protein of 755 amino acids. The transcript is spliced from 11 exons.